This is a messenger RNA of Durusdinium trenchii, 1284 nucleotides long. The record is from the annotation of a GenBank genome assembly. NCBI's taxonomy places the organism in Eukaryota, Dinophyceae, Suessiales, Symbiodiniaceae.
AUGGCAUCCUUAGCGAGCCUUCUUCCUGGACACACCCUCGCAGUUUACUACAGUGAUGAUGUUGUGUGGCAUGAAAGACUAGUGCUAUGGCAGCUGAAGCCUGGUUUUUGGUUCAUCCUCACCCCUGAUCUAGAUCUCUAUGCUGAGGACUUGCGGAUGAUGGGGGGAGAUGGGCCUACUAAGGUAAAGCUGAAAGGUCAUGACUUUCGUUACUGGAGUAGAGUGGGUGGUGCCUCCUAUCGCUUUGCAGCCCCCCUUGACGGUGAAGAUCGACUGAAGGGCUACAUCCGGCAGGCUUUCCAAGAAGGCCUUCAGGCUCCAGACUUUGAUCGAGCGUGGAGGCCAGCCAACGUUGUCACCGUGCAGGGUGCUCUUUGUCCCCUUCAGGACUACUUAGGUGACUUGGACCCGGCGGCGCUUCGUCGUCGGAUCAAUGGGAAAGGUGGGGUUUUGCAGCACGCUGGCCAGCUACCCAGCGGGGUGGUUGUGAAGCCCAUCGAGCCACCCCCGGAGGACAAAAUUUGGUUGGCUAUGGAGAAGAUAGAUGAAUUCCAUUUUGGUCAAACUGUAGAGGUGAUUGAUGAUCGCAAUGGAUUGGUGAAAACUCGUAGUGGUUGGGUCAAGGUAGAGCUUGUUGACGUUGCUGCCUCCCCAGAGUUCUUGCAGAGCCGACGGCCGGCCGCAUUGAAGCCCACGACUUUGGGUGGAGCUGGAAGUGAUGAGCCUGCCGGUGACAGCGGCGGGGAUGCCAGGACGCUGUUUGUCGACUUCGAUGAGCAGAGCAUUCGCUACAAAGAGUGGCGCCAGGUUGUGCAUGAGUGUGUCGAUUACAGUUAUGAAGAUUGGCCCCACUCUGGACCAGCCACCGUGCAUCAUCUGUUGAAACACUUUCUCAAGUAUGGGGGGGACCCCAAGCAGUGGUUGGAACUUUGGUGCCGACAGAAGGGAAUUGCAGAUCAGGAUCGUGUCAAGCACGAGUUGAGGUGCCUGAUGGAAGUCUUUCACCUGGCGGGCACGUAUGACCAACUCAACCUCCCCGUGCUUGCCUCCAUGGAGACAGUGGCCAGGCGGGUCCAGUGCAUCGUGGAUGCCUAUUCGUUGGGGGGGCUCAUCCAAUCCAGACUGGGGCAAUGCGAAGCUGUUCACCGGAUAUGUUGGUCCAGACGAUUUGGUGAUGCCCCAACUGAAGACGUGGGCCGCCCGAAAGGGCAAGGAGGAGGUGGAGCUGUAUCAAGCAAGGAACCGCAUGAAAGAGCUCAAGAAGGCUACCUCGCCGUCAGAUGA